AUGCUUAUUGAACCUUUUGGCUCAGACACAUCCAAGGUGCUGGAGGCCCCCGAAACACCAGCUCCCGUCUUUGCGAUUCACGCCUUCAAAAGCGCACUCUUUGGCACGCCUGGUGCAGAGGAGGAACAUGAAACAGGGCCUACAUCAAUGGCCGCAUCGCAACCGAAGCCCGGCCACCAACGCAGUAGAAGCGACACUGUGAACCCUAUCCCGAUCGAUUCGAAGGAAGACGCGAAAUUGGAGUUGGAUUUGACCAUCAACCCCUCAGGCUCCCCGACUAAGAGCAUCCUCGUCACUCCCGGCACAAUCUCAAAUCGGCGCAAGACCGUGUCCUUUGGAGAAGGCGUAGUUGACAACGAGGGAAAACGCGAUAGCCAGUCCAGCAGGGCCGUGAAGACGCCCCCGAAUCCUUCGGGCAGCCUCAGCGCCCAGUGGAUGUCGGGCUCGGCUGAUGGCAAGCCACGAAGCAAACUUACACAGACUCUAAUGGAUGCGCGUGAUAACGCGUCAAAGAAUGCUGAGUCGGCCAAGAGCAACUCGGAAACCUCUGACUCGAAGUCCCCUACCAAGCGCCUUCAGCUGAAAGAGGAAACAAGUAUGGAGGACAUCACCACCAACCUGGAGGAACCGCGUUCGGAGUCGGGCAAGUACUGGAAAACAGAGUUCGACAAUUAUCGCGUCCGCACCAACCGUGAGAUCAAGAAACUCAUCCAUUACCGGUCCAUCGCCAAGUCAUACGCUCGCAAGAAGGACUCAGAGGCUCUACGACUCGCGGAUAAGCUCAAGGAGGAGGAAGAGAAGGUCGUUGAAAUGGAGCGACAGGUGACACGACUGGCCUCUACAAUUGCCGGUGAAGGAUCAAAAGCAAAUAAGGAGCAAUUAAUCCAAGACCUGGCAAAGCAGACUACGAUGGCUCUGCAAUAUAAGCAAGAAGUUACAUCCCUUCGCAACCUCCUUAAUGAAGAUCCAGGCGUUAUCGAAGGAGGAAAGUCCAACGACAUCACCAAAGAACGACAAUUCGAUGAAAAAUCCACCAAUUCUUCGGAAGAGCUGCGUCAAACUCAGGAAGAACUUAAACGAGCUAAUGCAAAGAUUGAGGAAAUGAAGCACCAGCACCUAGACCUCGGCAAGCUCGAGAGCCUUGCCCAAAGCUCUGAAAAGAAGGCGCAGGAGCUCGAGAAGGAAAACCACACGCUCAAACAGACUCUGGCAAGAGUGAAGCAAGAAAUGUCCCGAUAUGAAGGCCGGCGCAAAGAGAAGGAAACGAGACUCAAGCAAAGAGAGGCCAAGCUUGAAGCACGUGUCCAGGAGUACCGUGAGCGCCUUAAGAAGCUAACACAAGAACACCGAGACUCAGAAGAGACGGUGCGAAAUAAUUUCAAUGAAGAGCGUCGACGCAUGCAGAGUCAAAUUGAGCUCCUGAAAACGAGGGUCUCCGCUGCAGAAUGUAGCGUUCCUACUCUCCGACCCCAACAACGAAAUUCUCUCAGUCCCCGCAAGGAGUAUACAGGCGUGCAGGUGCACGACUUUGCCGCACAGGACCAUCCCGAGAUAGACGAAGAAGUCACUGAGGAAAUUGAGACACCGCCAAGUCCAAGUCCUCGCUCCAAAUCUCGCGAACUGCGGCCAGCCCUGCAUGGCUCGGCCACCACAUUAGAGCUGAAACGGGCUUCGCGGGAUAUUCCGGCUGACGACGAUGAGGUCACUCAUUAUCUGAAUGAGAUACUGCCACAGCAUGGCAGUCAUCGCUUUAAUCUGGACCCUGUGCCGCCUUCUUCGCCUCCAGAACUCUCUGCCCUAAAAUCACUCGGGCGUAACACUACAAAGUACUUGAACACGGGCGAAAAUCGUACAUACCGGUCCCUCUAUCGACGUGACCGUGGCACUGUUGAAGGAUACAGCCAUGGCACCCACCGUCCCCGAGCGCACAUCAAAUCUACUCUUGACUCAAUAUCUGCGCGUCCGAGCUCGCGACCGGGUGUAUACGCUGGCUACACCAUUGCUGGUGGGGAGCGAACUACUCGGCGGACCGCACUUCCAGAUGUGAAUAAAGAAUUUCCGAAUCGCGAGCUUCUGUCUCCAGAGCGGCUUGCCGCGGCCCAGUCGCGAAUUCUCCAGAGGCAAAAUAGCCAGAAAAUGAAAGCGCUGGGCAAGGAGAAUCGUCGAACAAUAGCUUCCUUGGGUGCAGACAGAGAUUGA
Messenger RNA from Penicillium macrosclerotiorum, 2199 nucleotides. RefSeq lists its product as uncharacterized. The coding region runs from base 1 to 2199 and encodes 732 amino acids. The transcript has a single exon. Lineage: Eukaryota; Fungi; Ascomycota; Eurotiomycetes; Eurotiales; Aspergillaceae. The record is from RefSeq and is a predicted model, not a curated record.